Messenger RNA from Annulohypoxylon maeteangense, 555 nucleotides. RefSeq lists its product as uncharacterized. Lineage: Eukaryota; Fungi; Ascomycota; Sordariomycetes; Xylariales; Hypoxylaceae. The record is from RefSeq and is a predicted model, not a curated record. The transcript has 2 exons. Bases 1 to 555 code for a protein of 184 amino acids.
AUGCUCCCACAAACUUUGGAAGAGCCAUAUGCUCAGGGUAAACUUGAUACCACCGCAUUUAUAACCUGGUUAGCCGAUACUGUUCAUACAUGUAAUCGUACAAUCGAAACAACUACCGCCACAUUUCUACCACUACCUACAACAUCUGGCCAGACGGAACGGUUUCAAUUUCAGUCGAGACGAAGGCAACGAAGAGGCAGUCCAUACCAGUAUUCCCUGCGGGAACUGAAUGAGCGAGUCAAUUUUAUCCUCGAAUCUCACCCGACAAUACGAAUUCCUAAGCGAAUUAAAGUUAGAUUGCAACGCGCAAUUGAUGUCCGCCAGAAAUGUUUGGAGUGGUUUGAGGCUACAGAAAACAAGCCAAAUGAAUUCGACGUCGUGGGCCACCGUCAUUUUAUUCGAUUCUUAAUACACGCCCAAACAAGAUUCAACGAGCUAGAGUUCACCAAUGCUGCUAUCCGCAUGUCUGCCCAUAAAACACCUUCUGUGGAUCAUGGCAUUUGCUUUGAGAAUCGAUUCUCGCAGCUUGAAAUCGAGAACGGAGAUGACCCUUAG